Lutzomyia longipalpis is the source of this 2495-nucleotide messenger RNA. RefSeq names its product polycomb group RING finger protein 3 (gene l(3)73Ah). Gene Ontology annotation, biological process: regulation of transcription by RNA polymerase II. The transcript has 4 exons. NCBI's taxonomy places the organism in Eukaryota, Metazoa, Arthropoda, Insecta, Diptera, Psychodidae. Gene Ontology annotation, cellular component: PRC1 complex. The record is from RefSeq and is a predicted model, not a curated record. The coding region runs from base 101 to 784 and encodes 227 amino acids.
AGGGAAAUAGAGAGCGGUGAUUUCUUAUGGGGGGCGCUAAUGAGAAAAAAAAGUGAAGUGAAAUUUUUUGGUAAAAUUAGUGCAAUAAAUAGGGUGUGAUAUGAUUAUGGAGAGGAAAAUCAAAUUAAAGACUCUCAAUAGUCACAUCACAUGCAAAAUAUGUCGUGGGUACUUCAUCGAUGCCACCACAGUCACGGAAUGCCUCCACACUUUCUGCAAGAGUUGCCUGGUGAAGCAUCUGGAGGAGAACAACACAUGCCCCACCUGUGGCAAUGUCAUCCAUCAGUCACACCCACUGCAGUACAUCAGUUUCGAUCGUACAAUGCAAGAUAUUGUGUACAAAUUGGUUCCCAGUCUUCAGGACAAUGAGAUGCGACGAGAGAGGGAGUUCUACAAAGCCAGGAACCUCCCGUGCCCAAAAGACCUGCCACAGAAUCACGAAUUGGAAGAAAGUGGGGCAGAUAAGCUGAAUGAGGCGCACGCCGAAUCGGACUACCAUCGGCAGGAUGAGCAAGUGAACGUGUGCUUAGAGUGCAUUAGUAACAAUUUGAAAAAUCUCAAGAGGCGCUUCAUCCGAUGCAGCUCCCAAGCAACCAUAACGCACCUCAAGAAGUUUGUGGCCAAAAAGGUGUUGAAUGGAAUGGAUAAAUACAGAGAGGUGGAUAUUCUGUGCAAUGAUGAACUCCUGGGGAAGGAUCAUACCCUCAAAUUUGUCUAUGUGACAAGGUGGCGGUUUCGGGAUCCCCCAUUGCGAUUGCAGUACAGACCUAGGAUAGAGCUGUAGAGUACACACACAACUGCCCUCUUCCCCAGACUUAACAAAAAAAACUGUAUAGGCUAAAGAAAACCCAUCACGUCCCUCCAUAGAUCUCAUGACCCGCCACCCAAUGGCAAACCCAUAAAUCCCACCCACUCUCCAAGAUGCAUUUACCUACACUCCUUGUCAAGCUAUCCAGCGUGUUAUCGUCUCUCUUUUUUUACAGAAGAUUUAUCAAGAGAAUUGUGAGUAAAAGAGUUUUGUGUCCUUUUAGGAUAAAGAACUUUAAAGUUUUCUAGGUGAUUAAGCCAAAGUUACUAAAAAAAAAUGUCUUUUGAACCUUCUGUACAGGCAAAAGUUCAAUGAUCACAUCAUUGUGUAAACUUUGUGAGAGAAAGAACAGUCAAAAUGCGAAAAAUUGUUUUUAUGAUUCACUAAAGGUUUUGAAUUAUCGGAUUACGAUUAGGGGAAUGUGGCCCAAUUCUGAGCUCAUACAGCCUUUUUUUCAAUCCGAUAUUACUUAAAACUGAUAAAACUUUAAGUGUAGAAAGUUACGGGAGUGAAAAGAGCAUUAAAUGGGCUUGAAAAUGGUACCUACUAAAUUUAAGAAUAUUGCUUUUUAUUUUAAACCAUUUUUUUGUUGGUCUGCGCCGUCUGUGCGGACCUUUUGAGGUCAGAAUUGGGUCACGUUCCCCUAUGAUUUAAGGAAAAUAUCUUGCAAGGAUUAAUUUCAAUUAGAGCGAUAUUAAGAAUAAUUUUCCGUAAUCUGAAGAACCUAAAUUACCCUAAAAGAUUGAAUCUUUAAGGAACUUGUAGACAAGUUAACCCAGAUAUGUCCAAGAUUUUUUAGGUCUGACUUUAGAACGAAGAGAAAACUUAAUUCUUAACCAAUGUUCUUAAAGUUUUGCACAAGAAGUUCAAGAACUCUUCUUUUAAUCGAAUUAAUCUAUUUUCGUGAAAUUCAAAGUAGCAAACAAGCUCUCGAGUUUACUAAAUUUAGUACAAAAUAAGUAUAUCUGAGUUAAAAAUCUAAUCAAGUUCUUCUACUCAUAAUUUUUGUGAAAUAUUCUGUAAAAAAAAGAAAAGAAUAAACACGGCUCAUGCACCUUCAAAGACACCUUCCCUACCUAAUCCAAUCCAUCCUCAAAGCUCCCAAAUUGUACAUUUAUGAAUAGUAUACAUAUAUCUUUAUUAUUCUCCUUAUAUAUUAUUAUAUGAAUUUAUAUUAUGAUAAAUUUUUCAAGUAUUCGUGCUCCUAAAUUGUGUCCAAGUAAAGAAGAAUUUUUUUUGUGAAUAAUUUCUUCAUUUUAAGAUAGUUAAAAAAAAAGAAUCACAGCUAAAAAAGAACAAUAUGGAGGGUUUUUAUCGUGUUAAGACUUUCUUUUUCUCUGUAAACUAGUGCUGUAAGAGAACCUUAAAGAAAAAAAAACAAACUACACUCUUCUUGGAGCAGAGAAGUAAAUAAUAAAAUAAUUUUAAUAUAAUUGAAAUGAUGAGUAACACAAUAUCAAAGAUUUUUUGUGGUUUUGUGUCUGAUCCCGUCAAGAAAACGUACAUAAAAAUAUAUAUUAUUGUUCGAUUUAGUGCAAGAAGAUUGAUUGAAAAGAAUGGAUUUUUUCAAUGUUUUAGCAGAGAGAAAUACAAACAUUUUCUUUUCUCGGGUUAUUUUGUAGGAAAAAUAAAUUAUUUUAUGGAGAAAUUUCAAGUAAAGAUUAAGGAAUAAAUUUUUAUUCGUACA